Messenger RNA from Vicia villosa (hairy vetch), 7353 nucleotides. RefSeq names its product calpain-type cysteine protease DEK1. The record is from RefSeq and is a predicted model, not a curated record. Gene Ontology annotation, molecular function: calcium-dependent cysteine-type endopeptidase activity. Gene Ontology annotation, cellular component: cytoplasm. Lineage: Eukaryota; Viridiplantae; Streptophyta; Magnoliopsida; Fabales; Fabaceae. The transcript has 31 exons. Gene Ontology annotation, biological process: proteolysis. The coding region runs from base 364 to 6828 and encodes 2154 amino acids.
ACUCAAACACAGAGAGAAACAAGAGAGAGAGAAAAAGAUAAAAUUUUCAAUAUAUUUUUUAAUGUAUAACCUGAUAUAGUAGCUGAGAGAUGAGCAGAGUGUGGAAGGGGACACACUACAGAAAGAAGAAACAAACAGCAGAGUAGGGUUUUAAUCUCUUUCUCAAUUUCACUCUCUAAUCUAAUCAAUCACAACUAACCCCAACCCUUGUUCAAAUUACACCUUUCAUUUUUCACCCUAACUUCCCUUCAACCCUUCACUCUCAAACCCUAACUUCAAACUUCACCACCAUGCUUCCCCCAUUUCACUAGCUCAUUUCUCUACUCACAUGCAUCAUCGCAACUGUUUCAGAGGAGAUUAGGUAUGGAAGAAGGGACUGACCGUGGGAUUCUCCUCUCUUGUGCGAUUUGUGGAACGCUCUUUUCUGUUUUGGGUUUCUCUUCCUUCUCCAUACUUUGGGCUGUUAACUGGAGACCCUGGCGAAUUUAUAGCUGGAUCUUUGCUCGAAAGUGGCCAAAUAUCUUGCAAGGUCCUCAACUCCAUUUACUCUGUGGUUUUCUGAAUCUUUCAGCAUGGUUUGUUGUAGUUUCUCCAAUUAUCAUGCUUAUCAUUUGGGGAUCCUGGUUGGUUGUAAUAUUGGAUCGACACCUGAUUGGUUUGGCUGUAAUUAUGGCCGGAACAGCUCUCUUAUUGGCAUUUUAUUCAAUUAUGCUGUGGUGGAGAACCCAGUGGCAAAGUUCAAGUGCUGUUGCAAUUCUGCUUCUUCUGGCUGUUGCUCUCCUUUGUGCAUAUGAGCUUUGUGCAGUAUAUGUUACAACGGGAUCACGGGCGUCUGACCGAUAUUCUCCUUCUGGUUUCUUUUUUGGAGUUUCAGCAAUUGCUUUAGCAAUCAACAUGCUAUUUAUUUGCAGAAUGGUAUUUAAUGGAAAUGGCCUUGAUGUGGAUGAAUAUGUGCGAAAGGCUUACAAAUUUGCUUAUUCUGAGGGUGUUGAGGUGGGUCCUGUAGCAUGUUUACCCGAACCACCAGACCCAAAUGAAUUAUAUCCUCGGCAAUCUAGAAGGGCUUCCCAUCUCGUUCUUCUCUAUCUUGGCUCAUUAUCUGUUCUGUUAGUUUACUCCAUCUUGUAUGGUCUAACGGCAAAGGAGGAAAAAUGGCUGGGUGCAAUCACAUCUGUUGCUGUUAUUAUUCUUGACUGGAAUAUGGGAGCUUGCCUGUAUGGUUUUCAACUUCUUAAUAGUCGUGUUGCCGUAUUGUUCAUUGCUGGAACAUCACGGGUGUUUCUUAUUUGUUUUGGAGUGCAAUACUGGUAUUUGGGGCACUGUAUCAGUUAUGCUGUUAUGGCUUCUGUACUUUUAGGAGCUGCUGUUUCUCGCCAUUUAUCGGUUACAAAUCCAUUAGCUGCAAGGAGAGAUGCCUUACAAAGCACUGUAGUUCGCCUGAGAGAAGGCUUUCACAGAAAAGAGCAUAACAGUUCAUCUAGCUUUUCUGAAGGCUGUGGCUCAAGUAUGAAACGGAGCAGUAGUGUUGAAGCUGGCAAUCUUGGAAAUGUCAUUGAAGCUAGCAGGGGUCUGGCUGCUGGUGAUGGGAGCAAUUGGAAUAAUGUCAUGUCUCAAACUGCUAGUUUACCGGACGGAGUCAAUAGUGACAAAAGCAUAGAUAGCGGAAGAUCAAGUAUAGCGUUACACUUACACAGCAGCUCCUGUCGCUCAGCUGUUCAUGAGCCUGAAGUUGGAACAUCAUCUGAUGAUAGAAAUUUGAAUCACAAUAAUUCCUUGGUUGUUUGCUCUAGUAGUGGCCUUGAUAGUCAAGGGAAUGACUCUAGUACAUCUACCUCGGCAAAUCACCAACCGUUGGAUUUGAAUUUGGCUCUUGCAUUCCAAGAAAGGUUGAAUGACCCUAGGAUUGCUACUAUGCUGAAAAGAAGGACAAGACAAGGUGAUCGUGAACUGAGUAGUUUAUUACAGGAUAAAGGCUUGGAUCCAAAUUUUGCUAUGAUGCUAAAAGAGAAAAGUUUAGAGUUAGAUCCAACUAUCCUCGCAUUAUUGCAAAGAGGUAGCCUAGAUGCAGAUAGAGAUCAUCCUGAAAAUACCGAUAACACCAGUGUUGACAAUGCUGCGCCUAAUCAGAUUUCAUUAUCUGAAGAACUGCGGCUACAUGGGCUUGAAAAAUGGCUUCAGUUAUGCAGGCUUAUAUUGCAUCACAUUACGGGUACUCCAGAACGAGCGUGGGUUCUGUUUAGCUUUAUUUUCAUACUGGAAACCAUCACUGUUGGUGUAUUUCGCCCAAAAACAAUCAAAAUCGUUAAUGCAACACACCAGCAGUUUGAGUUUGGCUUAGCAGUGCUAUUGCUGUCUCCCGUGAUAUGCUCUAUUAUGGCUUUCCUUCGAUCACUUGCGGUGGAAGAAUUGGCCAUGACAUCAAAACCAAGGAAGUAUGGUGUCAUUGCUUGGCUGCUUAGCACUUGUGUUGGACUGUUGCUCUCCUUUUUAAGCAAAUCAUCUGUUCUCCUUGGAUUGUCCUUGACCGUGCCUCUAAUGGUUGCGUGCCUUUCUUUUGCCAUUCCUAUAUGGAUUUGUAAUGGUUACCAAUUUUGGGUUCCCCGUAUAAAUUGUAAUGACAGUGCUGGAAAUGAUCGUAUUCCUCGUACAAAGGGUAUAGUUCUCAUUAUUUGUAUGUCAGUAUUUGUUGGAUCUGUACUGGCUCUGGGAGCAAUAGUUUCUGCAAAACCCUUAGAUGACUUGAGAUACAAGGGAUGGAAUAAUCAGAAAAAUUCGGUCUCCCCUUACACAUCAUCUGUUUUUCUUGGCUGGGCAAUGGCAUCCGCCAUUGGUUUAGUUGUUACUAGCGUACUUCCAAUAAUUUCAUGGUUUGCAACCUAUCGGUUCUCCCCGUCUUCUGCUAUACUUAUGGGAAUAUUUUCUGUUAUCCUUGUAGCAUUUUGUGGAGUGUCUUAUUUAGAAGUUAUCAAAUCUAGGGACGACCAAGUUCCAACAAAUGGUGAUUUUUUAGCUGCUUUGCUUCCAUUAGUCUGCAUUCCAGCAAUACUCUCCCUUUGCUGCGGAUUGCUUAAAUGGAAGGAUGAUGAUUGGAAACUUUCUCGAGGUGUAUAUAUUUUUGUUAUAAUUGGUCUUUUGCUUCUGUUUGGUGCUAUUUCAGCUGUAAUAGUUGUCAUCAACCCUUGGACGAUAGGGGUAGCAUUUCUUUUGGUCCUUCUCCUAAUGGUAUUAGCAAUUGGUGCAAUUCACCACUGGGCGUCAAACAAUUUUUAUUUGAGCCGGAUACAGAUGGUGUUUGUUUGCUUCCUUGCUUUUCUGUUGGCUUUGGCAGCAUUUCUUGUUGGAUGGUUUGAAGGUAGACCAUUUGUUGGAGCUUCGGUUGGGUAUUUUUUAUUUCUUUUUCUUCUUGCUGGAAGAGCAUUGACAGUUCUCCUUUCAUAUCCGAUUGUGGUUUAUUCUCCCCGAGUUUUGCCGGUGUAUGUGUAUGAUGCUCAUGCAGAUUGUGGAAAGAAUGUCAGUAUUGCCUUUCUCAUGCUGUAUGGGAUUGCCUUGGCAACUGAAGGCUGGGGGGUUGUUGCCAGUUUAAAGAUUUAUCCACCCUUCGCUGGUGCAGCUGUAUCAGCAGUAACACUUGUUGUUUCAUUUGGGUUUGCUGUUUCACGUCCUUGCCUAACUCUAAAGAUGAUGGAAGAUGCUGUACAUUUUCUCAGCAAGGAAACCGUUGUUCAAGCAAUUGCUAGAUCGGCAACAAAGACCAGAAAUGCAAUAUCAGGAACUUACUCAGCACCCCAGAGGUCGGCUAGUUCUGCAGCCCUUUUGAUUGGAGACCCCACCGUUAUGCUAGAUAGGGCAGGGAAUUUCGUGCUUCCUAGAGCUGAUGUCAUGAAAUUGAGAGACCGUUUGAGAAAUGAAGAAUUAGUUGCGGGUUCAUUAUUUAGCCGUUUAAAAUAUGCAAGGACAUUUUGCCAUGAGCCAACCAAUGAUGUUGAUCACAGAAGAGUAAUGUGUGCCCAUGCACGGAUUCUGGCUUUAGAAGAGGCUAUUGAUACUGAAUGGGUCUACAUGUGGGACAAGUUUGGUGGUUACUUACUUUUGUUGCUUGGUUUGACAUCUAAGGCCGAACGAGCACAGGAUGAAGUUCGUUUGAGACUCUUUCUUGACAGCAUUGGAUUUUCUGACUUAAGUGCUAAGAAAAUAAAAAAGUGGAUGCCAGAAGAUCGCAGGCAAUUUGAAAUCAUUCAGGAGAGUUACAUAAGAGAAAAGGAGAUGGAAGAGGAAAUCUUCAUGCAGAGGCGUGAAGAGGAGGGUAGAGGGAAGGAAAGGAGGAAGGCUCUACUUGAAAAAGAGGAACGCAAAUGGAAGGAGUUAGAAGCUUCACUGCUCUCCUCCAUUCCUAAUGCUAGCGGCAGAGAGGCUGCAGCGAUGGCAGCGGCGGUGCGCGCAGUUGGAGGUGAUUCUGUUUUAGAUGAUUCUUUUGCUCGAGAGAGGGUUUCAAGCAUUGCACGGAGAAUACGUGCCUCACAAUUAGAACGUCGUGCACUUAAGACUGGAGUUACAGGUGCUAUAUGUCUCCUUGAUGACGAGCCAACUGCAAGUGGCAGGCAUUGUGGUCCAAUUGAUUCCAGUCUAUGUCAAAGUCAAAAAGUCAGCUUCUCCAUUGCUUUGAUGAUUCAACCUGAGUCUGGUCCCGUCUGUCUUUUGGGUACUGAGUUUCAGAAGAAGGUUUGCUGGGAGAUUCUUGUUGCUGGUGCUGAACAAGGCAUUGAGGCUGGACAAGUUGGUCUUCGAUUGAUUACUAAAGGUGAUAGACAAACGACAGUCGCAAAGGAGUGGAGUAUUAGUGCAACUAGUAUUGCAGAUGGAAGGUGGCAUAUUGUAACAAUGACAAUUGAUGCCGAUUUAGGGGAAGCAACAUGUUAUUUAGAUGGUGGAUUUGAUGGCUACCAGAAUGGAUUACCAUUGUGUGUGGGAAGCAGCAUUUGGGAUCAUGGGACCGAAGUUUGGGUUGGAGUUAGACCACCAACAGAUAUUGAUGCAUUUGGUAGGUCAGAUAGUGAAGGGGUUGAAUCUAAGAUGCACAUUAUGGAUGUUUUUCUCUGGGGAAGGUGCUUAUCGGAUGAUGAAGUUUCUGCCCUCUAUACCUCAGUAGCUUCGGCAGACCUCAGUGCACUUGAUUUGCCUGAAGAUAACUGGCAGUGGACUGAUUCACCCUCAAGGGUUGAUGGUUGGGACAGUGAUCCCGCAGAUGUAGAUUUGUAUGACAGAGAUGAAGUAGAUUGGGACGGACAGUAUUCUAGUGGGAGGAAAAGAAGGUCAGAACGUGAUGGCGUGGUGUUGGAAUUGGAAUCCUUUUCUAGGAAGUAUAGAAAACCUAGAACUGAAACACAACAGGAGAUUAAUCAACGGAUGCUAUCUGUAGAAUUGGCCAUCAAAGAAGCUCUUUUUGCUAGAGGAGAAUCACGUUUUACUGAUCAGGAAUUUCCUCCUAAUGAUCACUCAUUGUUCGUGGACCCUGAAGACCCCCCUGCAAAGUUACAGGUUGUUUCUGAGUGGUUGAGACCAGGGGAAAUUGCUAGACAAAACCCUGGCUGCCGUCCUUGCUUAUUUUCUGGACCUCCAAAUCCUUCAGAUGUUUGUCAGGGACGGUUGGGUGAUUGUUGGUUCUUGAGUGCUGUUGCUGUUCUGACAGAGGUUUCUCGCAUAUCAGAGGUGAUCAUCACUCAAGGAUAUAACGAGGAAGGAAUCUACACUGUUCGCUUUUGUGUUCAGGGUGAGUGGAUCCCUGUUGUUGUUGAUGAUUGGAUUCCAUGUGAAUUACCGGGUAAACCAGCAUUUGCUACAAGUAAGAAGGGUUAUGAGCUUUGGGUCUCUCUAUUGGAGAAGGCAUAUGCCAAGUUGCAUGGCUCUUAUGAAGCACUAGAAGGCGGGCUUGUUCAGGAUGCUCUUGUGGAUCUCACUGGAGGUGCUGGGGAGGAAAUUGAUAUGAGGAGUGGUGAAGCUCAGCUUGACCUUGCAAGUGGUAGAUUAUGGUCUCAGUUGUUACGCUUCAAGCAAGAAGGUUUUCUCCUAGGAGCAGGAAGUCCCUCAGGCUCAGAUGUGCACAUCUCUUCUAGUGGUAUUGUACAAGGUCAUGCAUACUCAAUACUGCAGGUAAGAGAGGUGGAUGGGCAUAAACUUGUUCAGAUCCGAAAUCCAUGGGCCAAUGAAGUUGAGUGGAAUGGUCAUUGGUCUGAUUCAUCACCUGAAUGGACAGAUAGGUUAAAGCACAAGCUGAAGCAUGUUCCACAGUCAAAAGAUGGUAUAUUCUGGAUGUCGUGGCAAGAUUUUCAGAUUCAUUUUCGAUCAAUAUAUAUUUGUCGUAUCUAUCCAUCAGAGAUGCGUCAUACUGUUCAUGGUCAAUGGCGUGGUUACAGUGCUGGUGGGUGUCAGGAUUAUGAUACAUGGCAUCAAAAUCCACAGUUCAAACUGACUGCAACUGGGCAAGAUGCAUCAUAUCCAAUUCAUGUAUUCAUUACCUUAACUCAGGGUGUGGGGUUUUCAAGAACAGCGGCCGGUUUCAGAAAUUAUCAAUCCAGCCAUGAUUCACUGAUGUUCUACAUUGGAAUGAGGAUUCUCAAAACUCGUGGCCGGCGUGCUGCUUAUAACAUAUACCUACAUGAAUCAGUCGGUGGGACAGACUAUGUGAAUUCUAGAGAAAUAUCUUGUGAAAUGGUUCUGGAACCUGAGCCAAAGGGAUACACUAUAGUUCCUACCACUAUACACCCUGGGGAAGAAGCACCAUUUGUGCUUUCAGUCUUCACCAAGGCAUCAAUAACUCUUGAAGCUUUGUAGUCCCCAGGGGUGGCUACCUGUUGAUGAGUUUCUUGCUUGGGUUCUCUGGGAUCAUAUACUUGCACUGCUGAAGUCAUGCUUAAGAGCAUUCGGCCUAUGACUAUAUUUCUUAAAGGUUGAAGUUUCUUGCAUGAGUGGGCAGUCUCGCAACAUUGAGAUAUGAUUUCGUGAUGGGGAUGGUCUGGCAUUGUUUCAAAUGGCAUGCUUGGACUAUGCAUCUGCCAGCAUUGAAGAGGCACUCGGGGUGUUCAUUAUGUACAUAAAAAGUGGUACUAUAGGAGUAUACUUGUAACCAUUUAAGGAAAAAUGGGAAAAGAAAUAGCUGAAAAUAAGUAGAAGAUUACUAACAUCUUAUUCAAAUGGAGAUGAAGGAAGGGUUGGGGAAGUAUAGUUACAAGAAUUGUGUAACUUAUGUAAAUUCAGCUCUUCCGUUUUUGAUUCUUUCCAUAGAGUAUUGUACAAACAUUAACAAUUACCAUUCCCUAUCAUUUGUUGACAAUGACAUUUGGGAAGAUUUUGUACAAA